Messenger RNA from Zophobas morio, 1958 nucleotides. RefSeq names its product facilitated trehalose transporter Tret1-like. Gene Ontology annotation, cellular component: membrane. Gene Ontology annotation, biological process: transmembrane transport. The record is from RefSeq and is a predicted model, not a curated record. The transcript is spliced from 2 exons. Lineage: Eukaryota; Metazoa; Arthropoda; Insecta; Coleoptera; Tenebrionidae. Gene Ontology annotation, molecular function: transmembrane transporter activity. Bases 477 to 1910 code for a protein of 477 amino acids.
GCCUCGCAAAAACCGUCACCUGGCCAAGUUCCCUCCAAAUCCACCAAACGCCGACGGAAACAGGCGGCCCAGACCCCAUCCAGUUGCCAAGGCAAAUUCGUCGCAGCAAAAACGACGUCACCGCGUAACGCGAAUCCACAUACUUCCAAUACGUGUCUAUUUAUAAAUCAAAGAUGACCCAGCAAAAAUAAAGCAUAACAAACUCAUGAAACACUGUACGACUUCCAAGGUAAAGACUACCAUCAACACAGGUAUUGCGCGCAAUGGUAAUUUAGAUAUGAUUAUUAUUAUCUCGUUUCGACUCACGCUUCACCUACAAGUGGAUACUCGUCCGUGCGGUAACCACUUUUAAAAAGCCAAUUUAUUCCAUCAUUUCGUUCAAUGUUAUCAAAAUUUAUACCUGUGGCGACCUUUCCGUGACGCCGCCCAGUCGUUAUUAACAAUAAGUUGGUGUAGUGACUGGCAGAUGACACAAAAUGCAGAAACAAAAGACCGGUAUCCGACACAUGUUCACUGGGACGCUGCCUCAGGUCGUCGCCUCGCUGACAGGUACAAUCAGUGCCGUUAAUGAUGGAAUGCACUACGGGUGGUCAGCGCCCAUCAUACCUAUUCUCCAGUCGGACGACACACCCAUCAGGAUCUCGAAAACCGACGAAAGCUGGCUGGAAACCAUGUACCUGAUUGGAGGGAUUGCAGGCCUGCCGGUUACUAUCUACCUGGUCGAUAAAAUAGGGCGUAAAAACUCCACGAUUGUGUCGUCCUGCACUAGCCUGCUGUCAUGGAUUUUAAUAGCGCUGGCACCCAACGUCGCGUGUCUCUACGUUGCCAGGUUUCUCUCAGGACUGGCAGGUGACAUGGCCUUCGUAGCCACUCCUAUGUACGUCGCCGAAAUCGCCGACCAAAAGAUCCGCGGUCUACUAUCCAGCCUCAUCUACCUAAUGAUGCUCUUCGGGAUCCUACUCAUCUACCUAAUCGCUCCCUUCACACCCUUCUAUGUACCUUCCAUCGUCGGGAGUCUCCUCUUAAUCACCCAACUCGCCUCCUUCUCCUUCAUGCCAAAGUCCCCGUACUACCUCCUAUCAAAAAACAAAGUCGACUCGGCCCGAAAAGCUCUAGACCGUCUUCGAACCACCAAAAACAACGAAGCCGAACUGGAAGACAUAUCCAGAGCGAUUGAGCGCCAAAAGAAGGAAAAAGGUCGCCCUCAAGAUCUCCUUCUGGUCAAAAGCAACCGGAAAGCCCUCAUUGUGAUGACGGUCCUCAACGCCGCCCAACACUUCUGCGGCAUCAGCGUCAUGCUCAUGAACAUGCAUUCGAUUCUCACCGAAGCCGGCUCCGUCUACCUCAAGUCCACCACCACAGCCAUAAUCUUCUCCGUCUGCAUGUUGACAGCAGCCACUUUCUCAUCCUUCUUCGUAGACAAAUACGGACGAAAGUUCCUCUUAAUCACGUCAAGCAGCCUCACCGGGAUCUGCCUCUUAGUUUUAGCUAUUUAUUUCAAUUUGAAGACUGUAGGAUACGACGUGCGCAGCGUCAGCUGGAUACCGAUAGCGUGUGUGAUGGCAUAUGCAGCGGUGUUCAAAAUCGGGUUAGGGAUGGUGCCGAUAGUGAUAAGUGCGGAGCUGUUCUCUAAUAGGGUUAAAGCCAUGGGGAUGACUAUAGCCGAUGCUAUGUAUUUAAUUUUCGGCUUGCUUUCGAUUGAGUUGUACAAAGGGCUGAGCGAAAGCUAUGGCUAUCAUGUCCCGUUCUAUUUAUUUUCUGCGUUGUCGCUUGUAACGACGGUGUUCACAAUCGUCAUCGUCCCAGAAACCAAAGGAAAGACGUUAGAGGAAAUACAAAUGUUGCUUAAGGGCGAAAAACCGGUGUGUAGCAACGACGACGACGCAACUGAUAAUCUCACUCAAGCAUGAUGAUGAUGAUUGUAACGUAGCUGAUAGUAAAUAAAUUUUUAUUGCGUU